CGGGAACUCUGCCGUUGGCAGUUUCAUCGCGGUCGCGGCGCGGCGGCGGGGUUGGUCGGAGGAGGCGACGGGCGGUGGCUGAGGGCCCGCGCCACGCGCCUCGGGAGGAGGCGUCACCGGUCGCGCCAAGGGAAGCAGGCUUCACAGGGGCAGGGAGCGGGGGUGCACAGACCGACAGACGGCUACGGCGAGGACGUUCCGGGUAUUUAUUGGCUCCCCCUGGGGAAGGAGAUGUGCAGGUAAGGAAGAAAGAACAAAUCCUGUGAUAUGGAUGGCAUGCAGCGAUAAACUACAAGAAGCUCCAGAAGAAGGCCAGCAGGAGGAUGAAAACUGCGGCGCAUAUGUUAUGCGUAGAUCUGCUCGAGGUACCACAAUUCUCUGGAGGGAAUGCGCAAGAAGAGCUGCAUACCUGCUCCACUCCUCUGGUCGUGGAUGCAGAGGUCCUCCACUCGAAGCCCCCGGCCAUUGCAGGUAGGUAGCUACAAAGGACUAAGCGGACGGAAAGGCGGCAGCACCUUGAGGCUUGAGCGAAGCCCAAGCCCGAACCUCCUUUGAUCAACAGCGGGAUGGAGCUAAAGAUGGCAGUGAAGUGACGGAAAGAGCGCUGCAAGGAAAGAAUGGAAGAGAGCAGGAGGUAAAGAGAGAGAGAGAGAGAGGGUAGCUUGAGGACGGUUGAGCUGAGGCGAGCUGCGCGGUUCAAGGGAGCCGGAACGGGAAAUCGCAGCGAUCUCUUUCCACAUUCCAGUUUGAAGUCUGGUCUGUGGCGGCUACCGUUGUGCUUUGGCGUUCCUUUUGCGACAGUUUUUGCCCUGGUGCAGGCUGGUGCUUGGUGCCCUUUUGGUUAAUAAACUGCGCUGCAACGAAAUGUGGUAUAUUACUUCAGUUGAAGACCGGGGCUUAUAUGUCCCUUGAACUCUACCGAGAGAGAGAGAGAUGCAGUCACGCAGAGGGUUGACAUGCACGCAGCACACACAGGCAGAGGACAUCUCCGUGCGCGGCAGAAGCACAGGUGCACAACUGUGGUUCCCACCCUCUCCUUUAUUAAUACUAGACUAGUAGUUUUUUUUUCUGGCAUGGCAUUGGCCAUUGCAGCAUCCAUGCCAUGUAGUGGGUACGGUACGAGUACGACCGACCCCCUCACUGCUGUACGAGGCGUUUCUGAAACGUUGGAUUUCAUCUCAGUAUAUGUCGAAGUUGCAAACAAAGCCCCGAGAAAAUCGGCCCUUCUUGGCGAGCAUCUGACAGUACUCUGCCUACCUUAAUUAGCGGAAGAUGAGGCACAAAUGGUAUCCCGAUUCAUGGUACCCUCGACAUGACUCUGGGCAUUUGGCAAGCUACGGAGCAGUAACAGGAUAGCAGGUGUUGCAACCAGACGCUUAGCUAGGAUUCUCUUCUGGGACAGCUAAUGAUGGGUGAACAGUACUGUGGUACGAGGUACUCUCCAUUUACUUCCCGUUCAUGGUCCAUCAAUGUGUACCAAUAGCGAUCGACGCGUGAGCGUGACCGUGGCCGUGUGCGUCGCCAAAAAAAAGGACUGACGGCGACCAAACUGAGCAGUAGCCACUGGAUUCUGGUAAAGCACACAUGUUUUACUGGAGCAAUUAAUUGUGCUGCCGUAUCGAAUUGUAAGAUGCUCCGAUCGACACCUGCUAACAUCAGUGUCCUGAAUCUUCGCUACUGUUUUGGUGAAGGAAGAAAAAGAAAAAGAAAAGAUGAUGCAUGAUGUGAUUUACCC
This is a messenger RNA of Zea mays, 1735 nucleotides long. RefSeq lists its product as uncharacterized. Bases 957 to 1262 code for a protein of 101 amino acids. Lineage: Eukaryota; Viridiplantae; Streptophyta; Magnoliopsida; Poales; Poaceae. The transcript is spliced from 2 exons. The record is from RefSeq and is marked predicted.